AUGCCAAAAGCAGUUGCCUCGUCAGCCCGAUCGUCUCAGCGUUCGGAGCCAUACUCGUUACGAUCUCGGAAGACGCGUUGGUUCAUUAACGGUGAAUUUGUUGAAGCUACGGAACCUGAGGAUUCUAGCUGGGAAGACGAAUCCGACGAAGACCACAUGAUGGAGGACACUGAAGUUGCGAGCGUCAAGUCUGGGACCCAACCUACCGAACUGGACCAGGAAGCUUCAGACGAUGAAGAUAACCUCAUCGACAAUUCGGGAGUGGAGGAACCAAGCCGGGAGGACGAAUCCGGCGGCGAGCAAAACCUCCAGAAUACCACGACUGCUGAUGCCGAGCUGCAGAAGCAACUCGACAACUUCCUCGCCGAUGAUCCCGACGAUGAAGAUAUGUACGUCGAUGCGAAGCUAGAGGGCUUCUUUAGUCUGCCAGGCGAACUUCGCAAUAUGAUACACGACCUCGUAGCUGAAGAUGAAGCCGAGGAAACCGUUACGGUAGGCCCUCUGAAGAACACCGUUCGGGUUGGCAUGCAGCGAGAGCAGUACGACGACGCUCACCACGCCGGCUAUUACCAAGGACCCCCUCACAUCCCCGCCUUGAUACAGACGUCACGCCGACUACGAGCUGAGUAUUCCCCCGUUUGGGCGAAGAAUACCGAGUUCAUGCUCGGCCUCGCGUUUGAAGAAAGCCUUGAGAUCGUUCGCGCGUGGGAAGGCGAUCAAUCUGACCUGGAGGAGCAUACAAUGGCAGUUCGUACGGGCUGGGCUGAGUAUGAGUUUGACCUAGACCCGAAGACGCCAGUUGCGGACGGCAACCUGGUCCAGGUGGUAGGAGAGAAAAUCUUCUACCACGAAGAGAAGUCAGACCUUGUGGAUGGCCACGUCACUGCGUUCCAGCAGAUAGCCAAGGGUUUGCGCACCAUGAAGGCGCAAGACUUGGAGGACAUGAUCCAGAAGCUCUUGGAGCUGCAUGGAAAUUAUGUCAUUCCGAAGAACAAGACCAUUCUCCGUCGCCAUUUCGGACCGUGGUAG
This is a messenger RNA of Mytilinidion resinicola, 1029 nucleotides long. RefSeq lists its product as uncharacterized. The record is from RefSeq and is a predicted model, not a curated record. Lineage: Eukaryota; Fungi; Ascomycota; Dothideomycetes; Mytilinidiales; Mytilinidiaceae. The transcript is spliced from 3 exons. Bases 1 to 1029 code for a protein of 342 amino acids.